ACUGAGACGGAAAAAUAAAAGCGCGGGCUUCCUUCUCCUGGGCCUUCAAAAUUGGGAGGUUACGUUGGGAAGCCCCCUUCAGGAGGAUCAUUUUCCGUUUCCCUUCACGUCCGCUCUCCGUCCUUAAAGUAAUCUCCGUAUUUCUCGAAGGUGCUCCAGUAAUCGAGAUGGUUGGAUUUGGGGGGCGGGUGUGUGUGUUUUCCUCAUUAACUCGGACUUCCGCCCAGGUCCAAGAUGGCCGGUUGAGCGGCUUUUCCAACCUUAAGGGGGCUUAGGGCCCUCGGCCCGCUGAGCUGGUCGCGGGCGUGGAGUGGACGCUGAACGGCACACGCUGGCGCUGCAGCUCGGGCGUCGCCAUGGACUGGAAGGAAGCUCUCCGCCGGCGGCUAGCGACGCCCGGCGCCGAAACGAAGGGGAAAAAAAGUGAACAAGAACUAAAAGAUGAAGAAAUGGAUUUAUUUACCAAAUACUAUUCAGAGUGGAAAGGAGGUAGAAGAAACACAAAUGAGUUCUAUAAGACCAUUCCUCGGUUUUAUUAUAGACUGCCAGCUGAAGAUGAAGUCUUACUGCAGAAAUUAAGAGAGGAAUCCAGAGCUGUUUUUCUGCAAAGGAAAAGUAGAGAACUGUUAGAUAAUGAAGAAUUACAGAAUUUAUGGUUCUUGCUGGACAAACACCAGACACCACCUAUGAUUGGAGAGGAAGCAAUGAUAAAUUAUGAAAAUUUUUUGAAGGUUGGUGAAAAAGCUGGACCAAAGUGCAAGCAAUUUUUCACAGCAAAAGUCUUUGCUAAACUCCUUCAUACAGAUUCCUAUGGAAGAAUUUCUAUCAUGCAGUUCUUCAACUAUGUGAUGAGAAAAGUUUGGCUUCAUCAAACCAGAAUAGGACUCAGUUUAUAUGAUGUUGCCGGACAAGGCUACCUCCGGGAAUCUGAUUUAGAAAAUUAUAUAUUGGAGCUUAUCCCUACUUUGCCACAAUUAGAUGGGCUGGAAAAAUCCUUUUACUCCUUUUACGUUUGUACUGCAGUUAGGAAGUUUUUCUUCUUUUUAGACCCUCUAAGAACAGGGAAGAUAAAAAUUCAAGAUAUUUUAGCAUGCAGCUUCCUAGAUGAUUUGUUGGAGCUCAGGGAUGAGGAACUAUCCAAGGAAAGUCAAGAAACAAAUUGGUUUUCAGCUCCCUCUGCCCUAAGAGUUUAUGGUCAAUAUUUGAAUCUUGAUAAGGAUCACAAUGGCAUGCUCAGUAAAGAAGAACUCUCCCGCUAUGGAACAGCAACGAUGACCAAUGUCUUCUUAGACCGUGUCUUCCAGGAGUGUCUCACUUAUGAUGGAGAAAUGGACUACAAGACCUACCUUGACUUCGUUCUGGCAUUAGAAAACAGAAAAGAACCUGCCGCUCUGCAGUAUAUUUUCAAACUACUUGAUAUUGAGAACAAAGGAUAUCUGAAUGUCUUUUCACUUAAUUAUUUCUUCAGGGCCAUACAGGAACUAAUGAAAAUCCAUGGACAAGAUCCUGUUUCAUUUCAAGAUGUCAAGGAUGAAAUAUUUGACAUGGUAAAACCAAAGGAUCCUUUGAAAAUCUCUCUUCAAGACUUAAUCAACAGUAAUCAAGGAGACACAGUCACCACCAUUCUAAUUGAUCUCAAUGGCUUCUGGACGUAUGAGAACAGAGAAGCCCUUGUUGCAAAUGACAGUGAAAAUGCUACAGACCUUGAUGAUGCCUGACUUAUGAAACCAUGAAUGCUGUAUGAAAACCUUUAGAGUUCUCAGAAAAGGUCUAAAUAAAACAUUUCCAUAUGCCUGUAUAAUACA
Molecule: messenger RNA, 1805 nt
Organism: Echinops telfairi (small Madagascar hedgehog)
Lineage: Eukaryota; Metazoa; Chordata; Mammalia; Afrosoricida; Tenrecidae
Gene: PPP2R3C
Product: protein phosphatase 2 regulatory subunit B''gamma
Exons: 13
Coding region: 357-1718 (453 amino acids)
Biological process (GO): B cell homeostasis; cortical cytoskeleton organization; regulation of dephosphorylation
Cellular component (GO): spindle; centrosome
Source: RefSeq, a predicted model, not a curated record